CAGUUGCACGUGUUGACAUAUUUGCAACGCAAAUUAAAUAUAUCCAUCUGAUCCAGAUUAUAUAGCGAAAUGGGUCGCUCAAAUCGGUCGCGGAAACGCCGCGAUGAAAUGAACAAAAUCAAGAAAGACCGCUACGAUGCCAAGGAGCUAAUACGCCUGAAGAAGACGCUGGGCCUCUUGGACGCCGACGGCAAGGAGAUCAAAAUGGAAAUUGGCGAAGUGGCCGACAUCAAGACCUCCAAGGAGAUUAAGCGGGCAGCCAAAUCCAAAGAGCAGCAGGAGCUGAUCUACGAGCAUCAGGAGAGCCUGGAGAAGGGCAAACCGAUUCCACAGGUCAACGAGAAGACGGGCGUGGAGCACGUCUACAACAGCAAAACCCUCAAAGAUCAGUUCGGCAACUAUCCGGCGUGGUUCAAAAAGAAGAAGACCGCCAAACGUCUACGCAAGAAGCAGCACGCCCAAAAGAAGAACUUCAAGCAGGCCUGGACCACGGUCAACGUGCCGCUCUAGAGGAACGUCAACGCCCAGCUGCCACGCCCACGCCUAGUUGUUAAGCAUAUAUGCAUAGUUUAAGAAGACUCCAAGCAACACUUAACCGUUAGCAAUAUGAGUUUGUAUUGCACAUUAAAGCCUUAAAAUUAUACACAAAAUCCUAAAACUUA
Molecule: messenger RNA, 662 nt
Organism: Drosophila novamexicana
Lineage: Eukaryota; Metazoa; Arthropoda; Insecta; Diptera; Drosophilidae
Product: protein LLP homolog
Exons: 2
Coding region: 70-510 (146 amino acids)
Biological process (GO): dendrite extension
Cellular component (GO): nucleolus
Molecular function (GO): RNA binding
Source: RefSeq, a predicted model, not a curated record